AUGACUGCUCUCAGAGUUCCUCCCACCAGCCGCCGCAUCGUGAAUGCCUCACGAGCUGCCUCGAGAACAUCAACUGCGCCAGCGACUGCCGCAUCAGCCUCCCACCAUGUCGCCCGUAGAUAUGCCUCCACGGCCAGGAGGCCGCGGACGGCACUGUUCUUCCCAGGCCAAGGCGUUCAGAAGGUCGGCAUGAUGACCCCUUGGGUUGAGGCCUUCCCUGCGACCGCGAAACCCAUUGUCGAGGAGAUUGACCACUGCCUCGGCUACAAGCUCUCCGACGUCAUCCGCGACGGGCCUGGCAAGACCCUGACCAAGACAUCCAACGCCCAACCCGCCAUCAUGGCCACCUCUAUCCUCAUCCUGCGCAUUCUCGAGCGCGAGUUCGGCUUCGAUACCCCUGCCCGCAUAGACGUCACCCUCGGCCACUCCCUCGGCGAGUUUGCCGCCCUCGUCGCCGGCGGCUACAUCACCUUUGACGACAGUCUCUCUCUGGUGCGUGCCCGCGCCCGCGCCAUGGAGGAUGCGACGCGCGCUGCCAUUGAACAGCACGGCGGCGAAUACGGCAUGGUCGCCGUCAUCACCGAGCCCGAGUACCUCGACAGCCUCGUCGCCGCCGUCGACCGCUUCGUGCGCCCCGGCGGAUCCCAGGGCAGCAAAGCCGAGUCCAACUACGACCUGCCGCCCUUCCAGCAGGUUUCCAUUGCCAAUGUCAAUUCCAAAAAUCAAAUCGUCCUCAGCGGUGACGUCGCCCGCAUCAAGACCCUUGUCACUCACCUGCGGCAGUUCCUCGGUCACGACGCCCGCGACGUCCGUCUGAACAGCGACAGCCCCUUUCACAGCCCCAUCAUGAGGCCUGCGGUCGCCACCAUGCGCCGCCUGCUGUCCGGCAAGAGUCGGGUGCCCGGGCGUGAGGGCGACGACAUUGUCACCUUUCCUGGCCGGCUGCCGUGCGUGAGCAAUGUCAGCGCGAGGCCGUUUGAGAGCAAGGCCGAGCUGCAGGAUCUCCUGUCGAGGCAGUGCCUCGAGACGGUGCGCUGGUGGGAUAGCAUCAAGUACCUCGACCAGGAGGAGAAGGUCAGGAGGUGGGUCGGCAUUGGGCCCGGCCGCGUCGGGAGAAACCUCGUCGGCAAAGAAGUCGGCAUGAAGGGCCACGACACGGUCAAGGGCGGCGGCGUGUGGGCCAUCACCGACCCCAGCGAUAUCGAGGAGGUGCUCCGAGGACUCGAGGAGACAGAGAGGGUGACGGACGAAGAGAUGCAUGCCUGA
Verticillium alfalfae VaMs.102 is the source of this 1266-nucleotide messenger RNA. RefSeq names its product malonyl CoA-acyl carrier protein transacylase. Gene Ontology annotation, cellular component: mitochondrion. Gene Ontology annotation, molecular function: [acyl-carrier-protein] S-malonyltransferase activity. Lineage: Eukaryota; Fungi; Ascomycota; Sordariomycetes; Glomerellales; Plectosphaerellaceae. The record is from RefSeq and is a predicted model, not a curated record. Bases 1 to 1266 code for a protein of 421 amino acids. Gene Ontology annotation, biological process: fatty acid biosynthetic process. The transcript has 2 exons.